AUGUUCGUUUCUAGACCUGAAUCCCGUCUUCCAUCCUUCUCGGAAUUGGUUUCCUCGAUCCAACACCAAACUUACCAAAGUGGUGUUGUCUACAAUGCCCCUUACGGUUACAUGCCUAUGCCUAUGGCUAUGGCUCCUGUGCCAAUGCAGUCCUACUUCCAACCUCAGGGAGAAUUCCCUUCUAGAAGUAGUACCAUCACACCAUAUGCUCGCUCUGAAUAUGACCUGGUGAGCUCGUCGCCUUCCCUGUCUGUUUCAGAGUCUCCCUUAGGAAGUGUCCGUCUGCUUGAUCUUAGUAGAAUGACCCCAGAGAACUCUGUCAACUCCACAAUGGGUUCCAGUGCUUCUUCUGUGGUGUCCACUCCAAGCACUACUCCGACCUCAUCAGUGGCUAUUGCAGAGGCUCCUAAAAGAAAACAUGCAUGCACUGUCUGUGGAAGAUGUUUCACUACCUCUGGUCACUUAGCCCGUCACAACAGAACCCACACUGGCGAGCGUAAACACGUAUGUCCUUUCCCAUUAUGCGAGGCUCGUUUUGCACGUCAAGACAAUUGUAUGCAACACUACAAAACUCACAUCAACGGUAAGGGUAGACGCAAUAGAAACAAAGCUGCGUCGCCUGGAUUUAAACCAGCUCCAAAAGUAGCAGAGACUGUAUGGUACACCAAACCUUAA
This is a messenger RNA of Australozyma saopauloensis, 675 nucleotides long. It is a transcript of the gene NRG1, whose product is annotated as Nrg1p. Gene Ontology annotation, biological process: regulation of transcription by RNA polymerase II. The transcript has a single exon. The coding region runs from base 1 to 675 and encodes 224 amino acids. NCBI's taxonomy places the organism in Eukaryota, Fungi, Ascomycota, Pichiomycetes, Serinales, Metschnikowiaceae. Gene Ontology annotation, molecular function: RNA polymerase II cis-regulatory region sequence-specific DNA binding; DNA-binding transcription factor activity, RNA polymerase II-specific. The record is from RefSeq and is a predicted model, not a curated record.